Messenger RNA from Trichophyton rubrum CBS 118892, 2984 nucleotides. RefSeq lists its product as uncharacterized. The record is from RefSeq and is a predicted model, not a curated record. Lineage: Eukaryota; Fungi; Ascomycota; Eurotiomycetes; Onygenales; Arthrodermataceae. The transcript has a single exon. Bases 570 to 1094 code for a protein of 174 amino acids.
GCCGGCACUUUUCGGACGGGCCGAGGCUUGCUGAGUCAGAUAUCUAUUACUAAUUAAAGGAAUUACAAAUAUUCCGUGAUUAUGUCAUCCAGAUACUAGGAGGCUCCCGCGAUCUUGGCAAGGGCUAACUUUCUCAGAGGGGAAACCAGAACUACAACCGUCAACCGUCAACUUCCUGGCUGAAUUCACCAAAGCGAAUCAUACCAAAGGCAUAAGAUAUGGUCUAAAUCUACGUCUCCAACUGAAUAUCAAAAGCUAAACUUUAGCUGUGGCUAGGUUCAGCUCGGCCUUGUCGACUUUGUUUACCGGAGGUAACUACCCAGUGAUGGACCGAUUCGAAUGACAAUACCUAUUACCCCACUGAACUGCACCAUAGAACCCUGCUCUUCUUUAUAUCAAGUACAUACGACCACAGGAAGUGGAAAACAGAGCUUCCCGUCUGCUCAGCUGUACUUAAGCCACUUGCCGGUCGGUUAGUAGUUGGGUGGGUGACCACCAGCGAAUCCCGACUGUCGUAUGUAAUUUUUCUUCUAUCUAUUUUUUGCCUCUCUUAUUCUAAAUUUAUUAUCAUGUCGAGGAAAGAGGUUGCUCCUGGAGAGGAAGAGUGGUAUCGGGUUUACAAACCUGAGCUUGACACAGCUGCUUUCGAUCCUCUUGACCCAGAAAAAAGAUACCACGAAGGUGUACUCGUUGAAACCAACCCUGGCUACGGGAAAGGAACUCUGUUCCACGUUACAGGUGAUAUUAUUGCUGCUAGUGGCAUGCGCUAUGAGGAGCGAGAGUUCGACCGAGAAAUGGAAUCGGAAUAUCUACACAGCUUCCCACAAACUGGACGGGUUUUACGGGCCGAUUUUCACUCUGGAAAAAUCAGCGCUAUUUUAAAAGAACUGCCACGACCAACCAAGCAGCAAGGUAUUAAUUUUUGGGAAAUUGAUCCUACUACUGGGCGCCAUGAGAUCAUCUGGACUAGACAGGAUGGGGAACGCUACGAGCCUGAUGAGCAACGUCGCCCUAUUUUCAAGUGUAAUGAGUGGACUCGUCAAUACGCAAUCCCAGCCUUGCGAGGAGCUGGAGUCUUGCUCGAUUCUUUUUAGCUUGAGGGAAGGGCUUGGAUAGUUAUAUUUGUUAUUGACAUGACUCAAGGUACGCACUUUGUAUUCACAUUGCUUGCCAUAUCCCGACUGAAACCAUGGCAAUUACUGGAUAUAUGAUGACAAAUCCUAGGGAUACAUGUAUAACUGUGAGGUGCCUGUGUAUACAAAACAGAAUUAAGUAUACUUGAGAUGUGUGGUUCCUAGCUCUUAUACCACUCAUCAAUUUCACUAUUUUCUCGUCGCGUACUUUCCCCCAAGGUCUCCAGCGGAAAAGCUUCACGCUAGCUCCACAACGAGGAGCUUCUAGGCAGUAUGUGAGCAGAAUAGUGGUUGCAGGCAGGUUACAGAGCGCCACCAGGCGUUACAGGCUCUAUACCACAGUACGGAUACGAGCAGCCUGCUCAGGGACUGCCGGGAUUGCCUAGUCGGGAGUAGUUAGCACCGCGUAUAGUAGAGCCCCUGUCGAAAGCCCUCGGGCCCCGUCGGAGAGCUGAACGUAUAAUUAUUCUCGCACAAAAUGGAACAUGCAGGGGAAAAUGUUCAGGUACAUUAUGCGAUUAAACUUCUCUCGAUUCCAAAUCUUCCCUCCUUACAUUGCUUACCUUAAAGUGUGAUCUGGACAAAUGUAGACUUGAACAAUUUAUCUAAUUUGAAUGCCAAUUAUAAAGGAAGUAAAGGGUAGGUCAUCCGAACGCAACAGCACGAAGUCUGAAUCAUGGAUGGAACCGAUGCUAAUGCCACCCUGGCUAUUUCCUUAACUGAGGUAAUAAAUACGCAAUACGGGAAUAGAAAUGACAAAACUGACCAUAGUUUCUCCCGGUUUCUCUUUUAGUGUUAUUGUGUUGGCCGUUCGACUGUAUUUCUUCAUACCCUUGACUGCUGUUUAUUGCCACCAGGUGUGUAAAGCGUUGAGUUGGUCAGACCAUUACAGAAGCUUAUUAUAUCUGUGGCUUGCUGUCGCCUUUGAAAGUGGAUGAACCAGCGAACUGGGUUAACUAGCUAGCUGACUAGUGUGGCGCUACGGGCCGAGGAGGGUCUCUCACGACACGCGGGUCAAAGAAGCAAUAUUAUGUUUGGCCCGACAAAGGUGGGCAGAAAGAUCUAACCGAUUGGAAAUAUCCUGUCGUAGCAUUUUUCAACAUCUACUCCGUACAGCAGGCUUCAAAGGAUGCAGCUAUCGAAAGGACAAACUUCGAUCACUCGCCACUUUAAACUGAUGUAGAUAAGUGUCCGAGAUGACAUUCGCGAGACAUAUGCUAGGAUUAUGCAUGGACGAGUGGUCAGCGGCUAUCCAACGGGAAAUUUACCUGCUAAAGUUAUAUUAGGCUGGGAACUACCCACUCGCGGGAUUUGAUAAUUAGAUCUAUUCGUCGUAGUUCUUUUACAAGGUAACCAGGGAUAGUUUUGCUAGUUAUAGUAACUGUUGAGAAGUCUCUCGUUCCCUAGCGACAGGGGUAGAUUCUCUUCUCGUACCAGCCAAGAAAGAGCGACAAAGAGAAACCAUUUCAUUAUUCCCCGACGACAUUAAUUCAUUAAACUGAGAUGCAAGCUGCUUUGAUACACAUAGUUAAGGCAGUCGAUGAAGAUCUACGCCCUCUUUAUGCAGACGGGAACACGCCGCACCUUUGAUAUGGUCCGACCACCGUUUGUUCCUGCAUUGGACGGCACAGCAAGGCGGAAUGGGAUCUGCUCUAAGUACGUCGGACAUUCAUCGGAACCACGCGUAAAAUCGAUCGUGUGCUUACAAGCUUAAGCAAUAUGACGUCACGUAAUUUCGGGUGAGGCGUCUUGGUGUAACAAGAAACUGGCGCUGAUUGGCGGCAUUUCAUUGUCUUAAUUGAGGCUGCAUGGGAAGUAAGCGCCGAGGGUCCACAAAAGCUUGUUUUUAUG